Molecule: messenger RNA, 294 nt
Organism: Prorocentrum cordatum
Lineage: Eukaryota; Dinophyceae; Prorocentrales; Prorocentraceae
Source: the annotation of a GenBank genome assembly
GAUUGGGAGAAAUACGUCGACGGCGUUCGCCUCACGGAGGCGAACUUGCAGAUGAUCUACGACACCAAGCACAGCAGCGACGCUCGCGUCGACAGCGUGGGUUCACCUGAGGCGACAGCGUCGGCAGCUCAGGCUCACCCGCAGCCGAGCAUGCCCGACAAUGGGUGGUCACCUGAGGCGACGCCCUCGAGGGCGACGCCCUCGGCGUCGCCCGCGGCGUCGCCCGUGGCGACGUCCUCGGCGUCGCGCCCCAAGCGCCAGGUCAACCUGUUUGGUCAAUUCGUUGACCCCUAG